UGCAUGAAUCUCCAGAGCCCCUGGCACCCAGAAAGAACUGGACCCUUAACUUGCACCCAACCCAAGGCAAAGAGGAAGGGCCUUGGGCGCAAAGAGGAUAUUGGACCCCUGGAAUUCUGGUUCCACUUUCCUUUGCCCAGGGUGGCGCUCCCCAGCCCCCCACCUCCCCUCCCGGGCAUCAUGCAUCGGACCACACGGAUCAAAAUCACGGAGCUGAACCCUCACCUCAUGUGUGCCCUCUGUGGGGGGUACUUCAUCGACGCCACUACCAUCGUGGAGUGCCUGCAUUCCUUCUGCAAAACCUGCAUCGUGCGCUACCUGGAGACCAACAAGUACUGCCCCAUGUGUGACGUGCAGGUCCAUAAAACCCGGCCGCUGCUGAGCAUCAGAUCUGACAAAACCCUCCAAGACAUUGUCUACAAACUGGUCCCUGGGCUUUUUAAAGACGAGAUGAAACGGCGGCGGGAUUUCUAUGCAGCGUACCCCCUGACAGAGGUCCCCAAUGGCUCCAACGAGGACCGUGGCGAGGUCCUGGAGCAGGAGAAGGGGGCUCUGAGUGACGAUGAGAUUGUCAGCCUCUCCAUUGAGUUCUACGAAGCUGUCAGGGACCGAGAGGAGAAGAAGGGGCCCCUGGAGAAUGGGGACGGGGACAAGGAGAAGACAGGGGUGCGUUUCCUGCGAUGUCCAGCAGCUAUGACCGUCAUGCAUCUUGCCAAGUUUCUUCGCAACAAGAUGGAUGUGCCCAGCAAGUACAAGGUGGAGGUUCUCUACGAGGACGAGCCCCUGAAGGAAUACUACACCCUCAUGGAUAUUGCCUACAUCUACCCCUGGCGGCGGAACGGCCCUCUCCCCCUCAAGUAUCGGGUCCAGCCAGCCUGCAAGCGGCUCACCUUGCCUACAGCACCCACCCCCUCCGAGGGCACCAACACCAGUGGGGCAUCAGAGUGUGAGUCAGUCAGCGACAAGGCUCCCAGCCCGGCCACCCUGCCGGCCACCUCCUCCUCCCUGCCCAGCCCAGCCACCCCCUCCCAUGGCUCUCCCAGCUCCCACGGGCCCCCGGCCACCCACCCUACCUCCCCCACUCCCCCUUCAGCAGCCAGUGGGGUCACUACAGCUACCAACGGGGGCGCCUCGAACUGCCUGCAGACAACAUCCUCUACCAGCAGGGGGCGCAAGAUGACUGUCAAUGGAGCUCCUGUGCCCCCCUUAACUUGAGGAAAGGGACCUCCUCCCUUUCCGGCCAUGCCUUUGCAACCCUCCACUUUUUCUGGGCUCCUUUUUCCACCUCUUCUACUUUCCCCAGCUCCUCCCACCUUAGGGGUAGGGGGGCGGGUUUUAUAAAUAAAUCUAUCUAUAUAUAUAUGUACAUAGGAAAAACCAAAUAUACAUACUUAUUUUCUAUGGACCAACCAGAUUAAUUUAAAUGCCACAGGAAACAAACUUUAUGUGUAUGUGUAUGUGUGGGAGAUGGGUGUUCAUUUUUAGGGGUUCUUGUAGAAUUUGCUCCACUUUCUUUUGGGGGUGCCUGGCUGGACUGGAGGGGCCACUUGAGGCUCAGUGAAGCUCUGCCCCAUCCUCCUCCCAAGGAAUAUGGGGUGUUGGGGGGCCACCAGCCCCCAAAGCUUUAGGCACAACUCUGGCUCUGUUUGGGGUCCACCCUCUUUCUCUCCCCAUCUUGGCUGCUGUCCUGCCCUGAGCCAACCAGGACCCCUCCCCCCGGAGCCCCUCCUCCAUGUUGAAUGUCCAGCAACUUGCUAAGACAGUGCCUUUUACAAAUGCAGUUUACCCCCUGGUUGUGAGGAGUAAGCUGCAGUGGAGAUGGUAUCUCCCUUCCCUCCUCCUCUUGCAGUGGCAACUUU
Messenger RNA from Pteronotus mesoamericanus, 1859 nucleotides. RefSeq names its product polycomb group ring finger 2 (gene PCGF2). The transcript has 9 exons. NCBI's taxonomy places the organism in Eukaryota, Metazoa, Chordata, Mammalia, Chiroptera, Mormoopidae. Gene Ontology annotation, biological process: negative regulation of transcription by RNA polymerase II. Gene Ontology annotation, cellular component: PRC1 complex. Gene Ontology annotation, molecular function: promoter-specific chromatin binding. The record is from RefSeq and is a predicted model, not a curated record. The coding region runs from base 4 to 1215 and encodes 403 amino acids.